Messenger RNA from Camponotus floridanus (Florida carpenter ant), 1350 nucleotides. RefSeq names its product growth hormone-inducible transmembrane protein-like. The transcript has 5 exons. Gene Ontology annotation, cellular component: mitochondrial inner membrane. The coding region runs from base 203 to 1228 and encodes 341 amino acids. The record is from RefSeq and is a predicted model, not a curated record. Lineage: Eukaryota; Metazoa; Arthropoda; Insecta; Hymenoptera; Formicidae.
UGUAACAUAUCGCGCCCACGUGACAUAUUGCGCAGCACGUGGGAGACACCGCUCGCGAUCGCUCUCGAUCGAUCGUCGCAGUUUCGCAUGCGCCAGCUAACUGUGUCGUUCUGUUUUGAUCGUCGGGUUCGGGGAAACAAUCGCAUCGCUAUUGCGUCAUAAUUGUCAAUUAAUCGCACAAGGAUAUUAAAAAAGGAGCAGGAUGUUGUUGGCAGCGAGAAUCUGUCGAGCUGGUGUCUCACCAGGCUUGACGUCCUUCGUCAGGAAUCCGGUCGCAUCGACGACACCGCAGUUCUCCAAGGGUCAAAUUGCGAGAUUAUUCGUUAACGAUGGACGUAGCUCUUACACGAGGACCGCGAGGAGGAGAGCAACCGCAGCGGAGCAAGCGAUGGCACCAGCUGGUGAAACUGCAUUUAAUAUUGGAAAAGGAGCAGUUGCUGGAGGAGCGGUAAUAGGAUUAGGUGCUCUUUGUUAUUAUGGAUUGGGUCUUUCUUCACAAACAGGUGCCAUAGAUCACGCAAGCUUAUGGCCCCAAUACGUGAGGGACAGAGUGAAAUCUACUUACAUGUACUUUGGCACGUCCAUCGCGGCCAGUGCAGCAUCCGCGGCUAUGUGUUUACGUUCUCCUGCUGUGAUGAAUAUGGUGAUGCGCCAGGGAUGGAUCGCUCUGGGCGUAACAUUGGCCGCGAUGAUCGGCAGCGGCAUGAUUGCGCAGGGACUUCCGUAUAAGGAAGGAUUCGGUGCAAAGCAGAUGGCUUGGUUGGUGCACACUGGCAUCGUGGGCGCCGUUUUGGCACCCUUAUCACUUCUAGGUGGACCGUUGGUCCUCCGAGCGGCUUGGUACACCGCCGGUGUCGUCGGUGGCUUGUCAGCGGUUGCAGUUUGCGCGCCUAGUGAUAAGUUUCUAGCUAUGGGUGGUCCACUCGCUAUCGGUUUAGGUGUGGUGUUUGUCAGCUCGCUGGGUUCCAUGUUCCUUCCACCUACGACUAUCCUCGGCUCGGGAUUGCACUCCAUAGCGCUUUAUGGCGGUCUCCUGCUGUUUUCUGGAUUUCUACUCUAUGAUACUCAAAGGAUUAUCAAGCAGGCGGAAACGUAUCCGAUGUACAACACUCACGGCAGAGCAGCGUAUGAUCCUAUUAAUAACGCAAUCUCGAUUUAUUUGGACACCAUUAACAUCUUUGUGCGAAUCUUAUCCAUAUUGGCCGGCGGUGGUAAUAGACGUAAAUAGAGGAAUAGAGGAAUACAACACUAAUGAUGAGUGAUAUUAUAAAAAUAACAUAUAAAUUAUAAUAGAAUAUUUCAAUUUAAUUAUAACAUUUGCUUUAAUAAACUGAUAAUAAUUAUAAAUUG